This is a messenger RNA of Acanthaster planci (crown-of-thorns starfish), 4128 nucleotides long. RefSeq names its product solute carrier organic anion transporter family member 2A1-like. The record is from RefSeq and is a predicted model, not a curated record. Gene Ontology annotation, molecular function: protein binding. NCBI's taxonomy places the organism in Eukaryota, Metazoa, Echinodermata, Asteroidea, Valvatida, Acanthasteridae. Gene Ontology annotation, cellular component: basolateral plasma membrane. Gene Ontology annotation, biological process: transmembrane transport; sodium-independent organic anion transport.
GACAAAGGCCCUACACGCCUACACAGCCUGAUUGUAAACAAACGCUACGGUGACGUCCUCACGCAGCUUUUGUCAACCGUUUUGAAAGAGGCAGUUGUGCAAGGCCAAAUCUGCCUUAUGCACGUUAGUAUGGUUGAACAAGUCAUGCGCACCGGUUUUGCCGGUCUUGUGCUAGAGGCUCCAGCAGUGGAGACACGCCUUUAUCAAAAGGCCCACAUGCUCCGAAAGUUCCUUGGAGUAAAGAUCGGUUUCGUUGCUGGUUCCUAGCUUUUCGUGGACACUUUUGUUCGAUUCUGAAGGUUUUGUAUUUGGAAAGGAUACCUUGGUGGUUUCGAUCAACGUGCCGGCAGGAUGGGGAAUAACCCGUUCAAAGUACCCAGCAGACCGGGCGUUGACAUAAGCGUAGGGACCUACCAUGGACAGGACAACCCGGUCGACGUGCUCGAAGGAGAAGAAGUCAAAGAGAUACCGGACUACGAGGAAGGCAAAAUGUCCGACCCCGACAUCGACCGGCAAGACUCACGUGCACCCCUCAAGGACAACACAGCUGCCGCCGACGACGACGCGAUCGUGGACGUGACAUCCAGCAGCGAGCCUGGCGGGGAGACUGAGCUGGUUUGUGGUGUGGGUCCCUGCCGACCACGCCGCCUGCAGUGGCUGGCCGGUGGGCCCAAGGCAUUCGCACUGUGGUCAAUGAUGUAUCUUCUGAUUAAGACCUCCGCUACCGUUUACCUGGGCUCUGUUGUCUCCACCAUCGAGAAGCAGUUCAAGCUGUCCAGCACUGAAUCCGGUGCCAUCAUUAUCCUCAAUGACGCCUUGGACAUGGCCCUAGUUAUUUUUGUGGCUUACUUUGGCCACAAGGGUCAUCGCCCACGCAUCAUAGGCGUGGGCAUUCUGUUGUCUGGGCUGGGCAUCUUUCUCUGCUCCGUGCCGCACUUCAUGCUGGAUCCCUACACCAGGGUCCCACUGGGCUGCAACGAAACGGAACCGUUCGUGGACUAUUGCUCGGCGGACGCCAAGGACAAGAUUGAUCCUUGCAACGUUGAGUACGAACAGCCUGGCUUCAACCCAGUGUCGUGGCUGAUCAUCGGUCAGAUACUGCUGGGCAUUGGUAACGUACCGAUGAAACCCCUCGGGACCACGUACAUUGACGACGCCGUCGGCAAACACACAACGCCCAUCUACAUUGCCUUUCUUUUCAUCGCCGUAUCCAUUGGACCCCUCCUCGGUUUCGGGCUUGGCUCGGCCGCGCUUUCCCUCUUCGUGGACUUCGACCGAGUGGCCCAGGAGGACAGACCGCCAGUCGACCAGAAUGACCCGCGCUUCAUUGGUGCCUGGUGGCUAGGCUUCGCUUGCCUCGGUGUCGCAGUCACGCUCAUCGGUGUGCCUUUCUUCUUCUUCCCACGGAUGCUCCCCAAAUCCAAGGAGAGACAGAAGGAGGAGAAAGAGGCCAAGGAAAAGGAGCUCGAGGCAAGUGAAGACAACGGCAUACAAAUGAAACGACUUCCCGAGGACGAGGUGAACGGAGAGGCUGGGAAAGAGGUCAAAGAAAAGUCAAACGUCAAGGAGAAGGGCCCCAUCCACAAGACGUUCUUCUCUUCCGUGAAGGGUAUGUUCUUCACCUAUUUGAAGAUUGUAAUGAAUAUUGGCCUGCUUCUUCUGUGCAUCUCAUCUGCCAUGGAGGGUGCCAAUGCCGCCGCAUUGGGAGCCUUCGCUUUGAAGUAUUACAACGUGGAGUUUGCCGUGUCUGCUUCCUUGUCUUCUCUGCUUGCAAUUGCCGUCUUCCCUUUCAACCUGAUCGGUUCCCUGGUUGGUGGUUGCAUCAUCAAGUGGCGAAAGUGGUCUCCGGCAAAGUGCGCCCUCUUUCUUCUCUUCGGGGAUGUGGUAAGCAUCCUCGGUGUCCCGGCGUUCCUGGUGAUGGGCUGUCAGACUCAAGCUAUUGCUGGCGUCUCGACUGAGUAUGCACCGCCAGCUCCUUACAACAUGAUUCCACCAUUGCCGGAAAUGCCUGUGACACACCUAGACUCAGUCCAGAUGGCCAGGUCUGUCUGUAACAGCAACUGUACGUGUGGGGAUGAGGAUUACAAUCCCGUUUGUGGUAGUGAUGGCCUGACUUACGUGUCACCCUGCUACGCUGGCUGCGAGGUUGUGAUCAAGGGGACAGAUGAAUUCAACAGGACCAUCUAUAGCUUUGAUGACUGCCGAUGCAUCAACCCCGUGACUGGCUAUGCCAACGCCACGGACGGGGAGUGUUCGGCAGACUGCCAGUCAUGGCAUAUCCCUGUGUUGAUCAUCGUCAGCAUCAUAAUAACAUUCUGCGGCGGUUUGGGGCAGAGCGGGUUGGUGCUCAUCACCUUGAGGAUUGUUGAAGAGGACAUGCGAUCGGCAGCACUUGGUUUUCAGUCGGUCUUCCUGAAUCUUUUAGGCUUCUUCCCAGCCCCAGUCUACUUUGGAGCUCUGAUCAACCUUGCCUGUAUCCUGUGGGCUUACGAAGGUGAUUCAAGAGGCAACUGUCUGGUUUAUGACAGAGAUAACAUUCGCUACGCCUUCCAUGGCAUGCAAGGCGCCCUCAAGGUCGUUGCCAGCGUGUUCUUUAUUGGUGUUUUCCUGGUCCUCCGCGACCCCAAGGGAAAGAAAUACAAAUCGCAGGAAGAGGAAAAGACUGAACAGAUUACAUAAAUGGAUAUGCUUGACGUAUGCGUUAAAUCGUUCAAUGUCUAUACUGGCCAUGUGUACCUUUUGGACUAAAGUACCACCGUAUUAAGCAAUACUUGAUGAUAAAUGUCUAUAAAUAUUUUGUGGUUGGCAUUUUUUUUGGAAUCCAGUUAAAAGAAAACUGGAUUGCAUUUGUUGAAUUUGAAAUGCAUUUUCACCUAGGUUGUUAGUUUUUGAUUUUUCUUUUCAGUUUUAAUUUAAUUUAAUUUUCUUUCCUGCAUGAAUAAGAAAUUUAUUUGCCGGAAGUGUUUUCUCUUGCCAGCUUUCACAGGCCAAGUUGAGUUAAAGAAAUACUGAAACAGAUACUGAAAUCAAAAUGGAAAAACUCCCUGGGACUAGGGUAUUUUUCAAAUUCAAAUUACAUAGGAAAACCCCACCUUGAAUUAGUAUUACUGAAAAUCGUAUAUCUAACAAAUACAUACAAACGUACAGGAUUUCAUUUGCCCAGAGUCUUUCGUUUCUUUUCCUCGUUCAAGUAACACCCCCUACAGUGUACACAUUUAAAUUUAUGAUAUAAUGUAAAAGUUUGGAGGUAAUGAAGUUCAUUUGUUUUUUUGUGUUUUAGUUCUUUUUUAUCUUUCUCUCAUAGACAUAAUUUCGUAGACAAAGCAUAGCCAUGUAGAAAAGAUAUUAAUUGUGAUAUUAAGAUAGACAGUGAAUUUUGGAAGAAUGUUUCAUAGGGCUGAUCUAUAUUCUGAAGGUACGUUGGAAAAUUCGGGGGAAUUUUUAAGACAUCAGGUGGUCACCAUAAUAGGAGUGAAUUUCAGUGUUACAUUUUGUCAAUGAUUUGUUUGAAUCUUUGUGUGUGUGUGUGAAUUUUAUUUCUUUACUUUUGUGUACAUUGCCGAUCAUCGAGAGAUUCAUAUGAGCUUCAAUCCAAGUUCAAAAUGUACACGUGUUCAGGAAAAAGUAAACUUGAGCCUUUGCUCAAGAUCUGACAUCUUAGCAAUAUCGAUAUUAUGUUGGAAUAAAUAGAACUUAUAACUAAAAAAAUUGUACUACAAUGAAUUUUUGCCUUCCAAGCUGUUAGAAAAUUUGUUCACCAAUUUCUGUGGCGUUUAUAAGUAUAAUCCUUGAGUUAUUUAUUAACAUUCAUUUGAAUUACAUGUUAAACUUUAGAUAUUUUUCUUUUGUGUCAUAUUAUAGAACUAGAUUAAGGUUAGAGCCUUAAGGCUAGACACAAUUUACGAAUGUUAUGAGGUUUAUUGGUAUAAGUCAAUCAAUUAGUAAUAAUUGUAAGUGGUAAUUAAUGAACUGAAAAUUGUGUCGCUUGUUGAGCGUCCUCUGAUAAAAAUAUUGAGGAUUACAUUACAUUUCAUAAAGUAUGAAAGUGCUUUCUAAAUUGUUUGUGUGUUGUUAAAUACGGAGAUCGGUUUAUUUGGGAAUACAGCCAAAUGCUGUCAUAUUCUAUUA